GCGCUCGAUUCUUGUUCUUUCGUUGACUCGGAUCCAGUUAUACUUUGUCAUAGUGCAGCUAAUUGAUCUAUUGAUAUAUAACAAAGUACUGAAUGUUUUCUUCAAUCUAUAAAGAAUAUCAACAUGAAAAGACCUAUAGGAAAGCUCAACUGGAAGCUAAAAAACAAUGUAUGCUUGUUUCAAUUAAUGAAAUGACAAAUGGAUUACUAAACAAAAUCGAUCAAAAUGUAUCAAAAGCAUAUACAAAUCAGCACCGAUUAAACAGUGAAUUCAAAGAGUUAAUCAAUCAAUUACACAUUUAUCAGAAUCAUGUUAAUGUAUGGUUGAAGCUUGUUUCUGAUAUUCGUAAUGUUCUUAAAGAACUAGGUGAUGUUGAAUGUUGGUCCAUGAAAAUGGAACAAGAUGCCAUGCUAAUCGACAGUUGUCUACAAACAGUGCUCAGUCGUUAUUGAACAUCACUUUCUAUGAAUAUAAAAUCCUGUUUGGUUUCCUGAAUAUUAACAUAUCGUGUUUUCUAAUUUUCCAUCAUCUUAAUUUCAAACUAUAAUAUUUACUUGACAUUGAAGCAAACUAAUGAAAUAUUUGAGCAGAUUACAUAUUUUUUUAUGUAAAUUAAUUACUAAAGUUUUCUGGGAAUAAUAUAAUCUGUUAAAACUGC
Schistosoma turkestanicum is the source of this 658-nucleotide messenger RNA. Lineage: Eukaryota; Metazoa; Platyhelminthes; Trematoda; Strigeidida; Schistosomatidae. The record is from the annotation of a GenBank genome assembly.